Messenger RNA from Enhydra lutris kenyoni (northern sea otter), 978 nucleotides. RefSeq lists its product as uncharacterized. The record is from RefSeq and is a predicted model, not a curated record. The transcript is spliced from 4 exons. NCBI's taxonomy places the organism in Eukaryota, Metazoa, Chordata, Mammalia, Carnivora, Mustelidae. The coding region runs from base 1 to 978 and encodes 325 amino acids.
AUGCUCAGAAAGCUGCACUCCAUCUUUAACUCGGGCCCGCAGAGGAAGGCGGGGGUGGCCACGGGUCCCGGCUGCGACCCGGCCAGCCCCACCGUGAGGCUGACCCGCAGCAGCUCCAUGUACGUGGUCGGGGACCACGGGGAGAAAUUCAGCGAGUCCUUGAAGACGUCCACAAGCACCAGCAGCAUGGACAGCAGCCUGUACUGCCUGCAGCAGGAGGGGGACCGGGCGUGGCUGCUGUCGCGCCCCCAGGACUGCCUGCAGUACUUGCAGGAGCUGCUGGCCUUGCGGAAGAAGUACCUCAGCAGCCUGCACGACCUCAAGCCCAGCCGCGCCCCCGGCCUCUCCCCCUCCUCCGCCGCCUCCGAGAGCGCGGAGAGGGGUCCCUGCCCGCCCACCUCCAAAGAAAGAAAGAAAGCAGCUGCAAAGAAGUACUCCCAGUUCAGCACCGAUGUGGCCGAGGCCAUGGCCUUCUUUGAUUCUAUCAUCGCUGAGCUGGAUACAGAGAAGCGGCCCCAGGCUGCUGAGGCAGAGCCCCUGAAUGAGGACGUGGACUUUGAUGUUGCCACCAGCUCCCGGGUGCACAGCCUGCACUCCAACUGGAUCCUGCGGGCGCCACGCCGGCACUCCGAGGACAUCGCCGCGCACGCUGUGCAUGCGACAGAUGGCCAGUUUCGAAGGACCACGGAGUGCAGGACCAUUGGCACUCAGAGGAGGCUUGAGAGGCACCCCAUUUACUUGCCCAAGGCUGUGGAAGGGGCAUUCAACACUUUGAAAUUUAAGCCCAAAGCCUGCAAAAAAGACCUGGGGAGCCCCCGACAGAUCCUCUACAACAUCUCAGGAGAAGACAUGGAAUGGGAUAUGGAACUCUUCGCGCCGGAGCCCUUGGAGUCUCUGGGGAAGGACUACCAUGAGAUGGAGAACCCCAAAGGGCAGUGGCUGCUUCGAGAGAAACUCUGGGAGCGAACAGUGCCCUGA